AUGUCUACCAUACGUGCUAUCCUUGUAAAAGCCCGUGGCCAUGCGGUGAUGCAGUCUAUCACCCUUCCUAUGAUUCCCGACGAUUAUAUAUUGGUAAAGACCAAAGCUGUAGCUUUGAAUCCCACAGACUGGAAACAUAUCUAUCUGGAAGACUGUACUGAUACCCUCGCCGGCUGUGACUAUGCGGGAGUUGUGGAAGCUAUCGGCGCUACCGUCAGCAAGGAAUGGAAGAAGGGUGACCGAGUGGCGGGAUUCGUACAUGGCUGCAAUCCGGUAAGGCUUGAGAGUGGGGCCUUUUCCGAAUACGUUCUUGCCAAAGGCGAUAUCCAGUUUCGCAUUCCUGAUUAUAUGAGCUUCGACGCUGCAUCAACCUUGGGUGUGGGUCUGACCACUGUGGGCCAAAAUCUCUACCAACACCUGGAGCUACCUAUGCCGCAAUGUGAAGGUUUAGCUGACGGAUGCUCGGUACAAGAUCCAGCCGAGACUAUUUUGAUCUACGGGGGUGCGACAGCCACCGGCUCGCUGGCUAUUCAAUUCGCUAAACUGUCCGGUCUUCGUGUUGUGACCACUUGCUCGCAGAUUAACCAGUCAUACAUGUACGACCUAGGUGCAGAUAUCGUCUUCGACUAUCAUGACCCUCAGGUGGGCGAUCGAAUUCGUGACGAGACAGAUGACACAUUAGAGCUCGCCUUCGACACUAUCUCAACUCCGCAAUCGGCCGCAAUUUGCGCCAAUGCGAUCUCAUCUGCAGGAGGAAAUUAUGCUGCCCUACUCGAUGUACGUUGCCCACGUGCAGAUGUGGACACCCAGGUGUCAAUGGCGUAUGCCAUGAUUGGUGAAAAAUACCAUUUGGGAGGUAAAGUGAUCGAUGGCAAAUCUUCUGAUCUACAAUUUGCGAUGCAAUGGACGGAGGAAGUCGAAACUCUGCUCCAGGCCCGUUGCAUCCACCCCCAUCGGUAUCAUGUGAAACCUGGUGGUCUCGAAGGUGUGCUUGAAGGGCUGAAGCUUUUGCGGGAAGGUAAGGUCCGGGCCUGCAAGCUCGUCUACCAUGUGAAUGAAAUCGAGUAA
This is a messenger RNA of Penicillium macrosclerotiorum, 1068 nucleotides long. RefSeq names its product zinc-binding alcohol dehydrogenase family protein. Gene Ontology annotation, molecular function: oxidoreductase activity, acting on NAD(P)H. Lineage: Eukaryota; Fungi; Ascomycota; Eurotiomycetes; Eurotiales; Aspergillaceae. The transcript has 2 exons. The coding region runs from base 1 to 1068 and encodes 355 amino acids. The record is from RefSeq and is a predicted model, not a curated record.